Messenger RNA from Gastrolobium bilobum, 2499 nucleotides. RefSeq lists its product as uncharacterized. Gene Ontology annotation, molecular function: cysteine-type deubiquitinase activity; K48-linked deubiquitinase activity. The transcript has 7 exons. NCBI's taxonomy places the organism in Eukaryota, Viridiplantae, Streptophyta, Magnoliopsida, Fabales, Fabaceae. Bases 273 to 2072 code for a protein of 599 amino acids. Gene Ontology annotation, biological process: protein K48-linked deubiquitination. The record is from RefSeq and is a predicted model, not a curated record.
CCACAACGGAUUCUUCACCGCACGACACCGUUUCGUCACACUCGCACCCCGCCACCGGCGACCGGCGCGGCCGAGAACCGCCACCUUCCAUAUCCGCUCCCGCAUAAAUAUUUUUCCAUAAUUGCCCCUCCGCUGGGCAUUAAAUUCCAAUUCACACCACCCAAAGUCCAACUUCGAUUUUCCACAAACCCACGAAAAGCAAAACCCUUCGAUUUCGAUUGUUGAGAUUUUUUCCGUUGGAUUGGAGAUUUCGAAGCUUCUUUGUCGUUGUAAUGGCGGAUCGCGAAGACGAGGAUUUGCAAAUGGCGAUCCGGAUGAGCAUGCAGCACUCACCGCCGGAGCCGAAGCGGAGCAAGCCGAGGGACGCCGUCGCCGGAGGGGUGGUUUCUGGGUCGCCAGAGGAGUCUCCGGAGGCAAAGAGCCGGCGGUUGCAGCGGGAGCUCAUGGCCGCGGCUGCUGAGAAGCGGAUGAUGGCUUCGACGUCUACUGCGGCGGCGGGUAAAGGUGGAAAGGAAAGCGACGAGGUUGGGAAGAGUGAGGAGCUUCCUCUUGAAGAAGCGAAUGAGUUGUUUGUUGUGGUGUUUGGCAAUGAGGUUUCGAAGGGGAUUCUUGUGCAGUGGAGCAAUCAGGGAAUAAGGUUUAGCUCUGAUCCAGAAACAUCCAUGGGGCUAGUGCAGCAUGAAGGUGGGCCAUGUGGUGUUUUGGCAGCUAUACAAGCAUUUGUGCUGAAAUACAUUCUUUUCUUUCGUGAUGAUUUGAAAGAUGUAUUAGGCACGCCACAGAACCGGGAUCUGAGCAUGUUAUUCAAAAGUCAAUCUGUUCCAUCAAAUAAUUUUUCUUCACUCACUGAAAGUGUAAAAGUAAGCGCCCUUGUAAGAAGUAUGGGUGAGAUAUUGUUUAUGUGUGGAAGUAAUGAAAGGGCUGUGAUUGCAACUUUGAGCAUUCUAGGGAAUGGCAUUCAGCAUUCUGAAAAAUUUUCAAAGGAUGAGGUUAUUGCAAAAGCACUUGAAGGCCUGUCCAUUGAAUCAGCCUUGGAUCUGCAAAAAGUUCUUAGAGUUGAAACAUACACAUCACAAGCAAGUGCAUUGAAGAGGCUUGAAGCAUUGAUUCCCUUAUUCCAAAGUCGUAUGGGGGCAUUGCUUUUCCUGAUCUCUGCUUUACUUUCACGGGGACUGGACUUGGUUCAAAGUGACAGGGAUGAUCCUAGCCUACCUCUGGUUACUGCUCCUUUCGGGCAUGCUUCCCAGGAAAUUGUAAACUUACUGCUCUGUGGGCAGGCUGUCCCUAAUGUGUUUGAUGGGAGGAUGGAUUUAGGAGGGGGAAUGUUUCUGAAAGGUAUAUCCCAAUAUGUGGAAGUUGGAUUUCUCACGCUGCUAGAAUCCCUGAAUUUCUGCAAGGUUGGUCAGUAUUUGAAACGCCCAAAUUGGCCUAUAUGGGUUGUUGGCAGUGAAUCCCAUUACACAGUACUGUUUGCUCUUGAUACCAGUGUUCAAAAUGAAAAUGAACUGGAAGAAAGGGAAUCACAGAUUCGGAAAGCUUUUGAUGCCCAAGAUCAGAGCGGAGGUGGUGGUUUCAUUAGUGUGGAAGGGUUCCAUCAAGUUCUCAGAGAAACAAAUAUCAAACUUCCACAAGAGAAGCUUGAACACCUUUGCAGUACAGGCUUCAUUGUAUGGAGUGAGUUCUGGCAAGUCAUUUUGGAUCUAGACAAGAGCUCGGGAGGUUUGAAGGAUUCAUCGGGAUUGAUGGGUAAGAAGGUCUUUGAUCUGUACCAUUUCAAUGGGAUUGCUAAAUCAGACCUGAAUGGUAGUCAAGUAAAUUCUAGGGGUGAAACUCCACUACAAAGACCCAGGCUCACAAAAUUGAGAGUUUCAGUUCCCCCAAGGUGGACACCUGAGGAAUUUAUGGCAGAUGUGACAGUUUCCACUGCUUCUAGUGCAAAUGAAUCUACUGGAAAGGAUGCCGAAGUUUCUAAACCUGAGCCUUCUCAGCAUGCACCUUUGGUAGACUGUGUAAGGACACGAUGGCCCCGUGCUGUCUGCAGCUGGUCAGGGGAUCCUCCUAGUAUAGUCUGAGAGAUUUACGGUGAGUCGUUUGUUGUAGAAUUUGUGGAUGUAACAGGUAAAGAACAAUUGGUUCAGCAAUGCCAAAAGAAAGAAGAGUUGAAGUUUUCAAGUUUUACUUUGAUGUUGUACUUCAGGGCACAUGUAUGGGGGUCAUGAAUCCAAAUUUUCUCCAAUAUGUGCAGAGCCGUUUUAUAAUGUGAAGGAAUGGAUCUUGUAACAUUCUCUUCGAUUUUGUCAUGUCAUUCAAAAGGUUACAAGGAAGAGCGAUGUUAUACUUGUUGUCAAGCCAACUUGUAAAAUCUAUUUAAAUGUGCUAUUGUCAUCGAUUAGAAAGAUUUUAGUUACUGGUGGGUUAUUAAUAAGUGUCUGUUGCUUUUGAGAUUGUAUUGUGAUCGGGUUCUGAAUAUGGAAAAUUGAAUAUUUGUAAUAAUAUUAU